AUGACUCUCUAAUAAAAUAGGUAAAAAAAUUAUAUUUAUAAGAGAAAAUUAAUCUGUAAAUAAUCAUGCUAAGAUAAUUUAAAAAUACUAACAUAAAAUGAAAAAUAUCUAUAUGUAUGUAUGCAUGUAUGUAAGUAUGGAUUGAUUGAUCAUAAAACCUGUUUAAAUAAAUUUAAAUUUUUUAAUAAAAUAUAAAUAAUUUUAAUAUUUAUUGUUUUAAUUGAUAUUUACAAAUAGCUUUAAAUAAUUUUAAACUCAAAAUAAUCAUUUAUUAUGUUAUUAAAAUGUAGUAACUAUUUAACUAAUAUUUUUCAUUUUUAUAAGCCCUUUCUUUCUUUCAUUUAUAUAUUAUUUAUUUAUUUAUUAUUUGAUCAUAUUGUAUCAUGUUGUAUGUAUCGCAUUUAGCAAAUCAUCAAGGUUUUAUGA
This is a messenger RNA of Tetrahymena thermophila SB210, 426 nucleotides long. RefSeq names its product transmembrane protein, putative. The record is from RefSeq and is a predicted model, not a curated record. NCBI's taxonomy places the organism in Eukaryota, Ciliophora, Oligohymenophorea, Hymenostomatida, Tetrahymenidae. The transcript has a single exon.